GUAGCUGCCUGUCUGAGGACUAACCGACUCAUCAGAGGGCUCUGCUGGAAGGUUGCCCAACAGAAUAGAGAACACGGCCAUUCUUCUAAAUCCCACACCUCAUCACAUUCACACUGUGUGUGUGUGAACGGAGGAGAGAACAGAGAGGGCCGUUGGAGAGAGAACCGUUUGAGGAGGAUGAAGUCCAUCAAAUUGGAUCAUUCAGCGACAGUCGAUGAGCUUACUGAUGCCUGCAUCAAAGCAUUUGGUCAGGAUUCAUCUCCCUUUGACUCUCUUCUGGUGUAGACAGUUGCAGACAGUACAUGCUUAGAUAAUGUUUUGAUUGUUGUUUGGUUUGUACAACUGCAGUAGUUCCUAUGUUUAAAUGAUUUACACAAUAUGUGGCAGCUUGCCUUGUACAGUGAAGCUCAUCCAUGUAUCUCUGUCUCUCCUUUCCUGGUAGAUGAUGAAGGCAGGCUAAAUGAUGAGUCUCUGGUCCGGAUGUUUCUCAUGAUGCAUCCCUGGUACCUCUCCUCUGCUGACCUGGCCAAGAAACUCUCCAACAAGUAUCCUGACACACUAAUGUUCCAAGAUGCUAGCAGAGGUUUAUUUUUGCCAUAUUAGCAAUGGGCCAAAGGAUUACUAGACCAGGGGGUUCAAAUCCUUUUGGUGGAAAAGUCAUUUUGUUCCUUAACCACACAACAGGUCGCUGGAGGAAAACUGUCUGCCUGAACUCAGGUCACAAAUCUGCCAUCUUAUCAAGUGAGUGAAUAUAGCAUAGAACAUCAUGGAGGCACAGAGGAAGAACUGCUAUAGGUCUUAGUCGUGAGAUAGAUUCUGUGCAUGUCUGUCAACAUUAACACACACAUAUAUAUAUAUAUAUAUAUAUAUAUAUACAUACAUACAUACAUACAUACAUACAUACAUACAUACAUACAUACAUAUAUGAUUUCCCUGUAAGCAAUGGGCAUACUAUUUCUGUGUAAGCAUAUGAUCUCCAUGUAGAAAUAUGAUUUCCAUACUCUCUGGUCUGAGCACUAACUUCUCCCGUCCUGCUUUUCUAUCCCUGUAACCCCAUCUCUCCGUAAGGUACUGGAUCAGCGAGUUCCCAGCAGAGUUUGACCUGAACCCAGAGCUGGCAGAGCAGAUCAGAGGGCUGAAGGAGCAGCUGGCCCUGCAGGGAGAGGAGCACCAGAGCACACUCAUCAACGUUGACAGUGUGUAAGUGCCCCCUGUCUUCAGCCAGGCAAUCUUACAAGAAUAGUAGCAGCCAAUCAGCCGGGCAGGCAUAGUCUCCUCACAGUGACACAGUGACAGCUUAGCAUUCAAUUUUAAUGAUACAGUAGAAGGAUUUUCAGAGUGCGUGAGUGCAUCUACAUUCGGCCACUCUCGCAGUACUUCUACUGAUAGCUGACACUCCUUCCUUAUUCUCUCUAGGCCGUCAUAUGAGUGGAGAAGGCAGGUGAGCCAACCAGCUCGGUCUGAUUUCAAGAAGAGGAAGACGUCUCUCCUCUUUGAUCACCUGGACGCAUCUGAACUAGCAGAGCACCUCACCUACAUGGAGUAUAAAUCCUUCUGUAGGAUACUGGUGAGUGGGUGGCCAGCAGGUGGCUCUGUUCGCCAGCUUCUUUCUAGGUCUCACUCAGGUGACUUUGCUUUUGGCUGAAAUAUGCCGUAUUCAUUGUAUUUGUGGUUUAAGUAAGAUAGACUGUGUGUUUGUGUGCACUUUUUACCGUAUGUAUGUGCAUAUUGGACACUGUUUUUAAAACGGUCCCUUGCCCUCCAGUUCCAGGACUACCACAGCUUUGUGAUGCAUGGCUGCACGGUGGAUAACCCCAUCCUGGAGCGCUUCAUCACCCUCUUCAACAGCGUGUCUCAGUGGAUCCAGCUGAUGGUGCUCAGCAAGCCCACCGCCCCCCAGAGGGCUGCAGUCAUGUCCCACUUUAUUAGGGUCGCACAGGUCAGUCAAUCAACUCCCAGUCCCAUGUCAAUGAAUCAACUCCCAGGUCAGUGAAAGUCAACUUCCAGGUCAGAAAGGGUCAACUACCAGGUCAGAAAAAGUAAAUUACCAGGUCACAAAGGGUCAACUCCCAGGUCAGAAAGAGUCAACUCCCAGGUCAGAAAGAGUCAACUGCCCAAUCUGGUCUCAGAGCACCAGUCAAAAGUUUGGACACACCUACUCAUUCAAGGUUUUUCUGUAUUUUUACAUGUUUUAAUAAUAAUAAUAUGCCAUUUAGCAGACACUUUUAUCCAAAGCGACUUACAGUCAUGCGUGCAUACAUUUUUGUGUAUGGGUGGUCCCGGGGAUCGAACCCACUACCUUGGCGUUACAAGCGCCGUGCUCUACCAGCUGAGCUACAGAGGACCACAUUUUACAUUGUAGAAUGAUAGUGAAGACAUCAAAGCUAUGAAAUAACACAUAUGGAAUCAUGUUGAAACCAAAAAAGUGUUAAACAAAUCAAAAUAUAUUUUAUAUUUGAGAUUCUUCAAAUAGCCACCCUUUGCCUUGAUGACAGCUUUGCACACUCUUGGCAUUCUCUCAACCAGCUUCAUGAGGUAGUCACCUGGAAUGCAGGUAGCUUAGUAGCUUAGAGAGAGAGAGGUAGCUUAGUGGUUAAGAGCGUUGUGCCAGUAACCGAACGGUCGCUUGUUCUAAUCACCGAGCCUACUAGGUGAAAAAUCUGUCGAUGUGCCCUUGAGCAAGGCACUUAACCCUAAUUGCUCAUGUAAGUCGCUCUGGAUAAGAGCGUCUGCUAAAUGAUUAAAAUGUAAAAAUGAUUUCAAUUAACAGGUGUGCCUUCUUAAAAGUUCAUUUGUGGAAUUUCUUUCCUUCUUAAUGCGUUUGAGCCAAUCAGUUGUGUUGUGACAAGGUAGGGGGGGCAUACGGAAGAUAGCCCUAUUUGGUAAAAGACCAAGUCCAUAUUAUGGCAAUAACAGCUCAAAUAAGCAAAGAGAAACGACAGUCCAUCAUUACUUUAAGACAUGAAGGUCAAUCAAUACGGAACAUUUCAAGAACUUUUUAAGUUUCUUCAAGUGCAGUCGCAAAAACCAGCGCUAUGAUGAAACUGGCUCUCAUGAGGACCACCACAGGAAUGGAAGACCCAGAGUUACCUCUGCUACAGAGGAUAAGUUCAUUAGAGUUACCAGCCUCAGAAAAUGCAGCCCAAAUAAAUGCUUCACAGAGUUCAAGUCACAGACAUAUCUCAACAUCAACUGUUCAGAGGGGACCCUAAAGGACACCAAUAAGAAGAAGAGACCUGCUUGGGCCAAGAAACACGAGCAAUGGACAUUAGACCAGUGGAUAUUUGUCCUUUGGUCUGGAGUCCAAAUUGGAGAUUUUUGGUUCCAACCGCCGUGUCUUUGUGAGACGCGGUGUGGGUGAACGAAUGAUCUCCGCAUGUGUAGUUCCCACCGUGAAGCAUGGAGGAGGAGGUGUUAUGGUGUGGGGGUGAUUUGCUGGUGACACUGUCUGUGAUUUAUUUAGAAUUCAAGGCACACUUAACCAGCAUGGCUACCACAGCAUUCUGCAGCGAUACGCCAUCCCAUCUGGUUUGGGCUUAGUGGGACUAUCAUUUGUUUUUCAACAGGACAAUGACCCAACACACCUCCAGGCUAUUUGACCAAGAAGGAGCGUGAUUGAGUGCUGCAUCAGAUGACCUGGCCUCCACAAUUCCCCGACCUCAAACCAAUUGAGAAUGUUUGGGAUGAGUCGGACGGCAGAGUAAAGGAAAAGCAGCCAACAAGUGCUCAGCAUAUGUGGGAACUCCUUCAAGACUGUUGGAAAAGCAUUCCAGGUGAAGCUGGUUGAGAGAAUGCCAAUAGUGUGCAAAGCUGUCAUCAAGGCAAAGGGUGGCUUCUUUGAAGAAUCUCAAAUAUAAAAUAUAUUUUGAUUUGUUUAACACUUUUUUGGUUGCUAAAUGAUUCCAUAAGUGUUAUUUCAUAGUUUUGAUGUCUUCACUAUUAUUCUACAAUGUAGAAAAUAGUAAAAAUAAAGAAAAACCCUUGAAUGAGUAGGUGUGUCCAAACUUUUGACUGGUACUGUAUAUCCAAGACACUUCAUUUAGUAUGAUGUUACGUUUUGUAUGGUAUGUAUUAAUUUGUGGAUGUCCAUCAUCCAUUUCGUUUGAUAUGUUACAAAUUACAAAAUUGUACAAUAUUUUACGAAUUGCAAUUCAUACAAUAUAUUUCGAAUUUGCUAAACGUACAAUAUUGUAGAGGCAGCAGCCUAUUAGAGGAUCUAGAGGUGUGGCUUGUUGGAGGCGUGGCCUUACGGUAGCUCUGUUGGGACAACCGUGGGUGAAAGUGUCAUGCCAGUUUAUUUAUUAUGUUGUACUCUGUAUUAAAUUCAAGGCUCAUACACUGCCAGUUCUGCAGUGUUAAUGGGCGUGACAUAAGUGCAAGUGAUAGAAAAGAGCCCACAGGAGUUCUAAUGUUGACUGUCACCAUUUUGUUAGAAAAUAUAAGGAUAUGUUAUGUUGGUUGUGUCUAAUGAUAGCUAGGUGGCUAAUGCUAACAUUAGCAGGCUAGCGUUAGCUAGGUUAAGGUUAAAGGAUUAGGGAAAGGUUAGCUAAAAGGCUUAAGUUUAGGGUUAAGGUUAGGGGAAGGGUUAGCUAACAUCCUAAGUAGCUAAAAAGUAGUAAGUAGUUGAAAAGUUGUUUAUUAGCUAAAAUGCUGAAGUUGUCUGUGAUGAGAUUUCAACAUGCAACCUUUGGGUUGCUAGAGGUUCGCGUAAUAUUGUUUUUGCUUUAAGUAACGUUCUGUCUUAUGUAACCAUAUUAAACAUAUCAUCCUAAUUUGAGUGUCCCGGAUUUACCUUUACCAUGUUACGUCUAGCCUAUGAGAUCAGGCUGAACUCACAGGUCAGAAAGAGUCAGCUACCAGGUCAGAAAGAGUCAACUCCCAGAUCAGUGUGAAUCAUCCUUCAGAUAAAGAGAAGUCCGUUAGGUUAGUUCUUGAGGACCACUGCUUCUCAGUGAAUGGCUUCCAAACUCCCUCUAGAAGUUGGUCUGUCUUGUGUUCCAUGCUGUGUUUUGUUGGCUAUGUUAGGGCUAAGAUGGGUUAUAUUUUUGUAUCUGGUCUCUGUAGAGGUUGUUACAGCUGCAGAACUUCAACACUCUGAUGGCAGUAGUGGGGGGUCUCAGUAACAGCUCCAUCUCACGCCUCAAAGACACACAGUCACACAUCAGCAACGAUGUGAGCAAGGUGAACAGUUUUUGAUCAUCAUUAUUUUAGUUAAGAAGAGUGAAAACAUUUGCUUACCAAUUACAACUAAACAUUUGCAUUUUGAAUGUAGGUCUACAUCAAAAUGUGACCUAUUAUUUCCAUUUCCACUGUGUUCUGCUCUAGCUAUGUGAUGUCCAACAUUGUGUGAUGUCCUUAUUGCCUCAGGCGUUCAACAACCUGGUGGAGCUUGUGACGUCCUGUGGGAACUAUAGCCAGUACCGCCAGCGCUUCUCAGAGAGCACAGGCUUCCGUUUCCCCAUCCUGGGCGUGCACCUCAAGGACCUGAUCGCUGUGCACGUGGCCCUGCCCGACUGGAGCGACCAGGAAAAGACACAGGUCAACCUGGCCAAGACCCAGCAGCUGUAUGCCAUCCUCCAGGAGCUUGCGCUGAUCCAGACCACGCCACCCAGCGUCGACGCCAACAGGGACCUGCUCAACCUGCUCAUGGUCUGGCCCUGUUGACUGAUACUGUAAGACUUGGUAGAUUUGUUUUACCUGUUGGCAUUUGAUUGAACAGUUUGUGUUUGGGUCCUGUCAGGUGUCUCUGGACCAGUACCACUCAGAGGAAGAGAUCUAUCAGCUGUCCCUGCAGAGGGAACCCCGCACUGCCAGGCCAUUGGUGAGUGUGUGUCAGGGACACAGGGACACGGACACAGACACAGAGCUUCAAUUGUGUGUAAUCUAGAGGAAAGAUUCAUUCUUGUCACAUAUCUGUUUUGGUUUGCCAGUCUACCACGAGCCCACCUCUGAUAGAGGAGUGGGCAUCUUCAGUGAAGCCCAAAGCUGACCCCGCCAUCAUCAGCAAACACAUACAGAAGAUGGUAGAGGUAGGCUGUUCAACAUAUUUGAAAUAUUACAUGUAAUUAUAAAAGAUGACACUGAGAACUUACAUUUGGUCAUUUUUCGCAGUCGGUGUUUAAGAAUUUCGACACUGAUAGAGACGGUUACGUCUCUCAGGAUGAAUUUGAGAUCAUUAGGACCAACUUCCCAUACCUCUGCAAGUUUGACGACCUGGAUAAGAAUCAGUGAGUAUCACAAGUCAUAACUAUUGAUUGCCAACAUUUCAACUAUCUUUAGAUCCACAAGUCACACAGAGCAUCUUGUUAUUACUGUAAUAUCAACCUUUGACCCCUCACCGUCUCAGGGACGGCAGAGUCAGUCAGGAGGAGAUGAUCGACUACUUCACCAAGGCUAACUCUUUACUGAACAGCAAGAUGGGGUACAUCCACACGUUUUCAGAGAAGAGCUGCAUGAAGCCUAUGCUUUGCCAUCACUGUAAAGGCAUUGUAAGUAGAAUGGUGCCUAUGCUUCAACUAUGUACAACUCCCUGUAAAAGCAAAAAUUUUAAUAUUUUUUUUAAUCAUAAGUAAAUUAAUAUGAAACAAUUAGGUAUAAAUCAAUUAUUAUGAGGACCUGUAUAUAAAAAAUUAUGUUAAGGUACCCAUAUUAUAGGAAGCACAUAUUGUGACCAGAAUAGUGGAAAUUGUGGAAUAAGAUAUUUAGAGGACACCAUUUUGGAUGUGGAAAGACAUUGCCUAACAAAACAAAAGAACACUGACUUCCUGAUCUCACAUUUCCUGAUGGCUUCCAUCCCAACACAUCAGUUCUGUUUCCUUUUUUUAAGUGUUUCUUUCUGUCUCUCACUCACGUUUAGUCUGUUAUCAUUCUGAGGACACAUCACUUAAUUUCCUUUCAUACUGUAGCCUAUGGUGCCCCACUUCAGGUCUGUUCUGUAUCAUUUUGAACCAAUCAAGCUGUCAGCAGUUGACUCUUGUUGACUCCUGAGAAAGCUGAAAUGGCAGUUACAAACAAGACUUAAUUAACUGCUCAUUGUUGACGACAAAGGCUUUGAAAUUGAUGCAUGUGAAAUUUAGAUAAAAAGAUUAUUGUCACGCCCUGGCUCUGGGGACACUGUUAUUUUGAGCCAGGGUGUGUAAUUCUAUGUUUGUAUUUCUAUGUUGGCCUGAGUGACUCCCAAUCAGAGGCAACGAGUGUCAGCUGGUUGUCUCUGAUUGGGAGCCAUAUUUAACUGUCUGUCUUUCACUUUGUGUUUGUGGUUUCUUGUUCCGUGUUGGUUGGUUUAUGUAACCAGGGACGUCACGUUUCGUUUUUGUUGUUUUGAUCGUGUGAUCAUCUUGAUAGAAUAAAAUGUUCGCAUUCAACGCUGCGCCUUGGUCCUCCUCUCUGGUAGACGAUCGUGACAGAAGAAACCACCAAGAUGUGACCAAGCAGCGUGUCCAGGAGCCAUCGCCAGGGAGAUCCCUAACAGAUCUCCUUCGCCUCCUCGACUGGGUCAAGCCGAGUGAGGAAGAGAAGGGCUUGACAUUAUGGCAGAAGGGCGAAAGGCUGGCGAGGGACAUGGAGACCUGGUCCACGGGUAGGGGAGACGCCCAGAAAUUUUUUAGGGGGGGGCUAACGCCGUGGACGACGGGCCAGCAGGAGACCGCGGCAGAGCGGCCCAGCGGAUUGGCAGAGGAGGCCGCCAGGUUACGGGGGCCACUGGUCGAAGAGGGGGUGGAAGAUGUAGAGGCACGGCGAGAGGUACUGGCGUGUGUUGCCAGUCCGGUCCGGCCUGUUCCUGAUCCCCACGUAGGGCCAGUGGUGUGUGUUCCCAGUACGGUCCGGCCUGUUCCUGCCACUCGCACCAAGUCUACGGUGCGCAUCGCCAGCUCGGCCCGGCCCAUUCCUGCUCCCCGCACCAAGUCAGUGGUGCGCUUCGUCAGCCCGGUCCGGCCCGCUCCUGCUCCCCGCACCAAGUCUUUGGUGCGCGUCGCCAGCCCAGUCAGGCCCAUUCCUGCUCCCCGCACCAAGUCUGUGGUGCGUUUCGUCAGCCCGGCUCGGCCCGUUCCUGCUCCCCGCACCAAGUCUACGGUGCGUGUCGCCAGCUCGGCCCGGCCUGCUCCCCGCACCAAGUCUGUGGUGCGCGUCGCCAGCCCAGUCCGGCCCAUUCCUGCUCCCCGCACCAAGUCUGUGGUGCGUUUCGUCAGCCCGGCUCGGCCCGUUCCUGCUCCCCGCACCAAGUCUACGGUGCGUGUCGCCAGCUCGGCCCGGCCUGCUCCCCGCACCAAGUCAGUGGUGCGUUUCGUCAGCCCUGUCCGGCCCGCUCCUGCUCCCCACACCAAGCCAGUGGUGUGCGUCGUCAGUCCAGCACGGCCCGUGCCUGUUCCCCACACCAAGCCAGUGGUGUGCGUCGUCGGUCCGGCACGGCCCGUGCCUGUUCCACUGGUGCCUGGUCCGGCACCGGUCAGAUGCGUUACGCCGGAGCUAGAGCAAUCCGCUCCAUCAGUGUGCAGUCCAGCUCCGGCCAGCGGGGCCAGACCGGACCAGGGGUACUUUGGGGGGUUGGAGAGGGAGUGGGGAUCAGGUCCGGAGCCGGAUCCGCCGCCAAGGCGGAGUGCCCAUCCGGUCCCUCCCCUGCGGUAUUUAGUUGGCGCGGUCGGAGUCCGCGCCUUUAGGGGGGGUACUGUCACGCCCUGGCUCUGGGGACACUGUUAUGUUGAGCCAGGGUGUGUAAUUCUAUGUUUGUAUUUCUAUGUUGGCCUGAGUGACUCCCAAUCAGAGGCAACGAGUGUCAGCUGGUUGUCUCUGAUUGGGAGCCAUAUUUAACUGUCUGUCUUUCACUUUGUGUUUGUGGUUUCUUGUUCCGUGUUGGUUGGUUUAUGUAACCAGGGACGUCACGUUUCGUUGUUGUUGUUUUGAUCGUGUGAUCAUCUUGAUAGAAUAAAAUGUUCGCAUUCAACGCUGCGCCUUGGUCCUCCUCUCUGGUAGACGAUCGUGACAAUUAUUCAGCAAUCAGUUUAGUUUCCAAAGUCACCAUUAACCUGUCUUUUUUUCUAAUGCUAAAUGUGAUAUGUAACAGAUGUGUUAUAUUUUUCAGAUGUGGGGAAUUUACAAACAAAGAUACAAGUGUAAAGGUACACAAAUAAAAUGAUCUCUGUCAGAAUUCUGCACCUCCCGCACCCCACGGACAAUGUGUAAUGUUGACCGACAUUAUAUUGUUUAUUUGCUUAUAAUAGCUUACAUUUAUAUUUCAGGAUUCAGUUAUUUACCAGAUACUCUUGCUCAUUGAGACAGACACUGAUUAGUGUACACAAUAAGAAGUUAAGCAGCAUGCACUGAACCUCAAGCAAAACCUUUCCAAAACCUUUUCAAAACCUUUCCAUAACCUUUCCAAGACCAUUCCAAGACCAUUCCAAGUCACAUUCUGUAGUUAAACACAAAGCCAUAUGACAUUGCCUAUAAAAAGCCAAGGCUAGCUAUCUAACAAUACAAUAGCAAUGCCAGUACCAAUACUGUCUGUUUUCGGAUGUAACAGAUUUAACCCCAAACUACCACUCUUUGUUCUAGCCUGUGGGGUGAGCUGCCACAAAGAUUGUCGCAGCCGCCUUGCUGUGGAGUGCCGCAAACGAACACAGAGCACCUGUCACGAAUACCAUUCACCCCAACACUCCCGUUCCUUCAGUGUGCCUGCUAUAGCUCAGCCGCUACACGCUAUGCAACACACAGGUAAAAGCACACCACCCGAUUCACCUCUCUUUUCUUUUAUGUUCAAAUCUUUACCUACUCCCGAGUGGCGCAGUGGUCUAAGGCACUGCAUCGCAGUGCUAGCUGUGCCACUAGAGAUCCUGGUUUGAGUCCAGGCUCUGUCGCAGCCAGCCGCGACCGGGAGACCCAUGGGCGGCGCACAAUAGGUCCAGCGUCGUCCAAGGUAGGGGAGGGUUUGGCCGGCAGGGAUGUGGGUUUGUUUCCCACGGGGGGCCAGUAUGAAAAAAAGAUAAAAGAUAAAAAUUAAACUAACACAUUUAAAAAAGAAAAUCUUUACCUGGAUGUCUCAAACUUAGUCUUGAAGCACAAGGACUGGUACAGUACUUUUUACAGUUUAGUGCAAUUAGGUAUGGUAUAUUUUGCCAAAACCGGUCCACGAGUGAUUUUAUCGGGCCCCGCAAAGAUUUUAGGAUUUUCGUUUUUUUGGUCAGAAAAUACUAAAAUCACCAGGAAUUAGGCUGAAAUGUUGUUUAAUUUAGGAAAUCUGUUCAACAAGUAUUCUCACAAAUAAAAAAAGAAACAUAUGUGAUCAUAUUUCAAUGUCAUCAAGGUAUGAAAUUAUUGUUAUUUUCAAAUACAAUCUCUUUUUGUGUUUAGUUGUGGUCAAUUUGCAGUGUACAAAUUAUUAUAUAAUUACAUUCUGUUCAGUGGCUGAAUCGAGCUAUCUACCCGUAGACCUCUUGGUAUAAUUCAGACCACCUGGUGGCUUUCCAUGAACAGAUACAUAGUUACCUAGUUACACAUAUGUUUUUUUAUUCAGUGCAAAUGCUUUUGAGCUCUGCUGUUCUCCAAUAUGGCUGAUGAGGUGCCCUUAACACAGAGAUACAUUGUUCUCUCUCCCCAGUCAUUACAGAGGAAGCUCCUGACUCCCUGGGGGAUGAAGUGUUUGAUGUCCACCUUUGAGGAGGUAAGAGGCCUAGGAGAAUACAGGGUCUAGGUGUUGGAGUAAUCCUAGUGCAAGAAAUGGUCCUGGUCAAAAUUUGACCAUUUAUGCUCUAUCUGCAGGUGUUUUGAAGUGGUCUCUAAGCAUAUCAUGUCUGAGCACAUCCCGUUUAGACUGCAUUUCAAUAUUUUUCUUGAAUUAAUUUUGUUGUCCACUUACUUGUUCAUUUUUAUAUCAGAAUGAAGACCAACGUUGAGGACAAAAACAACAAAGACUGGCCAUGUUGCCGACAGCAACGGCACUCAGAAGAUCUCAGUGUGAUAGAAACGUAAUUGCUCCUGUUUGAAGAUACAACGCAUGUUAGGAACAUUCCAAUUUUCCAGUUUAAGGGCAUUUCGCAUCUGAGGAAGGAUUGUAUACAUUUUCUGAUUGAUUCAUCCUUCAUUCUCUCAGCCUUUUCAAACAUCAUAUUAUUUGCUCAGCGCUUUCACAGUAGG
Molecule: messenger RNA, 11127 nt
Organism: Coregonus sp. 'balchen'
Lineage: Eukaryota; Metazoa; Chordata; Actinopteri; Salmoniformes; Salmonidae
Source: the annotation of a GenBank genome assembly